Molecule: messenger RNA, 1133 nt
Organism: Panthera uncia (snow leopard)
Lineage: Eukaryota; Metazoa; Chordata; Mammalia; Carnivora; Felidae
Gene: TMEM191C
Product: transmembrane protein 191C
Exons: 10
Coding region: 44-895 (283 amino acids)
Source: RefSeq, a predicted model, not a curated record
GCGAGCGGCGGAGGCGGCGGCGGGGCAGAGCCCCUAAACCACCAUGGCCGAGUCACAAGAGCUGCUGCUGCAGCUGCAGAAGGACAACCGCGACGGGCGACUACGGAAGCAGGAGCUGGAGGAGCUAGUGCGGGGGCUUGAGGCCGAGAGCGAGAGCCUCACCGGGCGCCUGCAGGACCUGCGGGAGCGUGAGCGCAGCCUACAGCGGAAGCGAAGCCAGGCGGCGCGGGCCCAGAGAGGGGAGGCGCGCGAGGCAGCGCGGGGGCGCGCGGAGCGCGCGCGCGCGCUGCUGGAAGCGGCGGAGCAGCACAAGCAAGACUUGGAGCAACACAACCGGCAGCUGCAGGAGCAGUGGGAGGAGCUGUCAAGUCAGCUCUUCUACUACGGAGGGGAACAACUGAGUCAACAGCGCGCAGAACAGCAACUCGGGACCCAACUGAUGGCGUUGCAGAAACAACUGGAGAUGGUGGAGGCCAAGCACGCCAAGCAGGCCGAGGGCCUGCGGCAGGGCGUGCAGCGGACGGAGGAGGCUUGGGCCAGCUUUCAGGAGCAGAGCGGAGUCCUGCAGGAGCUGCAGGGAAAGGUGAUGGAGGCGGCGGCUGCGCUGGACGCCUCGAGGGGCGGCCCGGAACUGUGCGACUCCCAGCUUCGACGGAUGCAGGACUGCGCGGGCUCGCUCAUGGAAGAGGUGGCUAAGGCCGACUGUGAGAGGCGGCUUUUCGGCGGCACCGGCGGGGCGGGCCUCAGGGUCGGUUCUUCCCGGUGCCGGUCCAGGCAUUCCUCUCCUGUGGUCCGCCCCGCUUUCGGGGAGUCCCAGCCCUGCUGGCAGUGCACACUCACCACUGCAGUCUUUGUGAGGACUCGUCUUUUUACUCAUGUGAAAUGCUGUGCUUAGUGGAAAUGAUGAACCUUGAGUUCCAUUUUGCCUGUUACAAAUACUGCCCUACUUUUACCCGUUACAUUUUUUGGUAGUAAAAUUGUUCCGUGUAUCUCCUUGUUGCCGGCGCGGCACACAGGUUUUUGCUGUGGCCUCCAAAUAAUCGUUUUCUAAUUGAUUUGUUGGUGUUUUUUUUAGUCUUUUGGGAGUUAAAUUUGUUUAUGUAAUCCUGUGUAUAAAAUUCUAUCAAAUUUAA